CUGGGCGAAGAUUGGCUGCGUGAGCGGGGCGCGGCGCGGCUAAAGACGGGGUCCAAGGGGUGGGGCUGACGCUGCAGCUGGCGCAGCUCAGACUCCGAGCAACCGCCGCGGAGCAGCCAAGCAACCACCUUCCCCUGCCCGUUCCCGCGCCCGGGCCGGGGCUAGGCCCCCCACCGCCGGGUCUCCGGGGGCUGCAGCAGCGGCGGCGGCGACAGCGGCGCCGCCCGCGGUUCCCACCGGGGCCCGGGCGCCGGCCCCGCUCUGCAGGAUGGGCACGGUGCUGUCUCUUUCCCCCGCCUCUUCGGCGAAGGGCCGGAGGCCCGGCGGGCUACCCGAAGAGAAGAAAGCACCGCCCGCGGGGGACGAGGCGCUGGGGGGCUACGGGGCGCCGCCAGCAGGCAAGGGCGGCAAAGGCGAGAGCCGACUCAAGCGGCCGUCCGUGCUCAUCUCGGCGCUUACCUGGAAGCGCCUGGUGGCCGCGNGCCGCCGCCGCCGCCCACCCCCAGCCCCGCAGGCGGCGCCGCCGGUGCCUGGCGGCUCGCCGCGGCGGGUCAUCGUUCAGGCGUCCACCGGCGAGCUGCUGCGCUGCCUGGGCGAUUUCGUGUGCCGACGCUGCUACCGCCUCAAGGAGCUGAGCCCGGGCGAGCUGGUGGGCUGGUUCCGCGGAGUGGACCGCUCGCUGCUGCUGCAGGGCUGGCAAGACCAGGCCUUCAUUACACCCGCCAACCUGGUGUUCGUGUACCUGCUGUGCCGUGAGUCGCUGCGCGGGGAUGAGUUGGCAUCGGCCGCCGAGCUGCAGGCCGCCUUCCUCACCUGCCUCUACCUCGCCUACUCCUACAUGGGCAACGAGAUCUCAUACCCACUCAAGCCCUUCCUCGUGGAGCCCGACAAGGAGCGCUUCUGGCAACGCUGCCUGCGCCUCAUCCAGCGGCUCAGCCCCCAGAUGCUGCGGCUCAACGCAGACCCCCACUUCUUUACGCAGGUCUUUCAAGACCUCAAGAACGAGGGCGAGGCCGCUGCGAGCGCCGUGGGUCCACCCAACGGGGGCGCGCCCGCGGCCCCCGCCUCCUCCUCGGCCGCCAGGGACAGCUGCGCGACCGGAGCCAAGCACUGGACUAUGAAUCUGGACCGCUAGGGAUUCCCGAGGGUCGCGCCCGCCCCCCACCCCUGCCCCUGACACGCACUCGGAGCUCCCGGGACCAUCAAGCCGCCGCCGCUGUUACCGCCACUCCGUGCCGUGGCCGGAGGAGGAGCCGCCCCUGUCCCGCAGGGGAAGGUGGAGGCCAGGACGCCAGAGGCCGCGGCUCUGGAUUUGCUGGGCAUAGGGUGGGGGUGGGGGAUGAGCGCGGGAGGGGGACCCCCAACCUCACCCUUUCUGUCUCUCUACAAUUCUACCCAGGUCUCCUCCUUCCCUUCCGUGUGUGUCUGUAAAUCCAUCUCCCUCGGUUUUGACUAUUUCCUCCCCUCCUUCCUGUACCUUCAUCUUUCCUCCUGUCUGCCUUCCCAUCUCUCUCUCUGCCUUUCCAUUUUCCGUACCUUGGGUGUGUAUUUCCGUCUCCAUCUUACCCCCUACUUGACUAUCUUUGCCUCCCCUUCUCUUUCUGCACCUGUGUCCCCAUCUCCCCUUCUCGUUCUCUUUUCCUUGCUCCUGGCAUGUGUCACCAUCUUCCCUCCUGUCUGCUUACCACCCCCCACCCCGUCCGCCUAUGUCAGCUUGCAUUUCUUCCCCCUACUGAGCCCCCUAUAUCCCCUUUCCCAGACCAAAGGGAAUAUUAAUUCUUGAUUUGGACUGACUUCGGUGCGGCGAGAAACUGCAGCCCCAGGAGCCCAGACAACCACCAGGAUGGUCCUUCGCCCCACCCCCACCUCCUCUCCCUACCUUUUCCAACGUGUUGCAUGCCGGGAGUUGGGAGGGGGGAGGGAGACUCCGGCUUCAGGAGGCUGAGGUUUGGGAGCAAAAUCAACCUAGGAGGCCACCCCGGCGGCGGCAGCGCCUCAGCGGAAGGGCGGGAGGAGACAGAAACUCUUCUUACUCUGGGGGAGGGGUACCCCCCUUCCGUAUCCUUAGGUGUUUUUGUUCCUCCCCUUUUAAUUUAUUUGUUUUUUUUCCAGAGGGAGGGGGGAGGGGUGGGUGUUGGGCCGGGAGCUGUCUGAGGUGCUGAUUUGAGGCCGGACUGGAAUCCUCCCGGGAGGGUACCAGGGACUGGGUUGGGCCUGGUGCCGUGUCCAAGGUGCCAAUGAUGCGGGCCGACGGCGCGGGCUGCACUGUCUGUCUGUCCGUCUGUCCCAGAGAGAACUAUAAAGCGCUGGAAGCGCCUGCAGAUGGUUUUGCGCGGCCUU
Molecule: messenger RNA, 2340 nt
Organism: Ailuropoda melanoleuca (giant panda)
Lineage: Eukaryota; Metazoa; Chordata; Mammalia; Carnivora; Ursidae
Gene: CDK5R2
Product: cyclin dependent kinase 5 regulatory subunit 2
Exons: 1
Coding region: 269-1135 (288 amino acids)
Biological process (GO): brain development; axon guidance
Cellular component (GO): cytoplasm; protein kinase 5 complex; growth cone
Molecular function (GO): protein kinase binding; cyclin-dependent protein serine/threonine kinase activator activity
Source: RefSeq, a predicted model, not a curated record